UUGAUUGGUCCUUUAAAGAUGUUUCAGCAGAUAGAAACAGGAGGAUGGGUUAGAUUUCGGCGCGCAGAGGAGGUAAAAUUAAGCACAGACGUGUGAAUAAUGCUUUCGUGGAUCAGAUUUUGGCUUAUGAUCAAUAUUUUUGGCAAAUGAUCAGUAUUUUUGGCACCGCUCCGUUCUUUCCCCACUUAGCCGCCCUGCAGCUCCUGCGGUCGGGGGCGGAGCCGGACGUGACGCCACUUCUAGCGCAAGGAAGCUGCCGGACUGGCGCGCCAAAUUUCAAAGGACUUCCUCCCGGAGAAGAGCCGCAGAGACGCCUGGAGACAACGAGGACUAAAUACAGCGAGAAAAGUCUCCUUCAGCUCUGGUGGAUCAGACAGUCGUCAGCUGCUCCAUCCUGUCAGGCCUCCCCACCUGUGAGCCGGCUGAUGUCAGGAGGCUGGAUUUUAAUCUGCCUCGCUCACGCUCCACCUCGGCUGACAGCUGUGCAAACCUGCAAAUAUUAAAUGUCAGAAGUGGAGCUAGAAGUCACGGCUGUCAGGCUUUCCAGCAGCUUUGCUUGUCACAGUUUUAAUGUUUGCUGCAGCGGCACACAUCCCGUCCACACAGCAGCGCCUCUUUACUCUGCAGCCCUCCGUCUUAUUGCCUCCACUCCACGGGGGAUUCGCUUUGUUUGAGCCGGGGCUCAUAACAGGGUGUGGGAGCUCAUUUCCACACUUCAGCAGCUCGUACAGUGCUCUGUGUGCUCAUUAUUUAUUUAUGUAUGCACAGCAGGACACAAUAAGACGUGGGCUCUCCACACUAAUGCAGACACCUGUUGCUCAGAGCCGCUGCACCUGUCUGUAACCUUCACACUCGCUGCUUCCAGGCCUGGAAUAUUUUACCUGGCAGCCUAGCUUUAUGUCAAACACCUUCACUUUAUUAGCACAGAGUUGUAUGUAAAGAUGGACCACAGCCUGCUGUGAGCCAGGGCCGGUCACAGAUUGGGGGAGGCCUCUGGGUGAGAGGGGGCAGAUAAUCGGCCCUUUAGUCAUGCUGUCCGGGGUGCAGCCGUGCUUCCAGCUGCUCCGGAUCGGGUCGUCGUCGGGCGACUCGGCGAGGGACCUGUACACCUUCAGGCCGGCGCUGAGCCACUCGGUGUUCCGUCUGGGCCGGGCAGCGGAGCUCUGCGAUGUCACGCUGGACUCCACGUCUGUGUCACGCAUCCACGCCGAGCUGCACGCCGAGAGGGAGGCGGGCGAAGGCGACCCGGCACUGCAGGAGGAGGGCUGGACGGUCCACAUCAAGGACCGGAGCAGCCACGGAACGUGGGUGAAUGAAGUGCGCCUCCAGCCGGGCCUCCAGUGGGAGCUUUCAGACGGAGACACGCUGAGCUUCGGCGGCCAGUCGGACUCUGGAGGCCCCGAGUUCUACUUCUUCUUCCAGAAGGUCAAAGUUCGGCCGCUGGACUUCGAUGCCAUCACUAUUCCAAAGGCGGGGACGUUCUCUUCUGACCUACAGAACCGGAUCAGGACCAACUCGGACCGUAAAGUUGCCGCCAACCUGGACCUCUCCAAGCUGUCCAUCAACCGGGCCACCGUCAUCCUCAACUCCAUCGGCAGCCUGAGCAAGAUGAAGGGCAGCGCCUGGACCUUCAAGAGGAGCCAGAGCCACGAGGGCACCGUGUCCGACCCCGGCACCUCCUCCUCGCCUCCCCUCGCUGUGGGCUUCUCCUCGCUGCUGCCUCCCUCCACGCCACCGUCGUUUUCCUCUGCGGUUUCGGCGCCGUCAACCAAAUCCCUCCCGCCGACCUCCAGGAGCAGGAGGAAGUCGGCUCACACGGUGCUGCUGGAGGACGACAGCUCAGACGAACCCAGAAGUCGAGGAGCUCUGGUUGGGGUUGUGGAGGACGGCCAGAGGUCGAGGGGGAAGAAGAGACGGCGGCUCUACAAGUCUGAGUCUGACAGUUUCAGCUUACCUCCUGCUCCUCCGCUGCAGCCCAAGAUUCACAGUGACGUCAGGAGGCCGCUGGAGGCCAAACCCUUCCCCGUGGGCAUCCGGACCAUCGGUAGCUUCCACGGCGCCAUGACGAACAGCCGGCUGAACCACCACCUGCUGCAGGCUUCCUUCACCAACGUGACCGCGCACAAGCAUGAAGCGGAGGCGACGCACCGGGUCAAGACGGUGGUCCACGGCAACAUCGCGGCUUUCCGCCAGCAGAAACCCGCCCACAGUUCACCGGUGGCUCAGAGGGGCAGGCGCAGGGCUCACAGCUCCCCAGUGUUCUCCCCUCUGGUGGUGGGAGGAGAGAACUACAGCCUGGCCUCGCCCUCAGUGAGGAUCCGCACAGAGGACCGAGGCCGGAUGCAGUUCAACAGGUUCCAUCAUCCAACAAGCAAGCGACGAGGCCGCCCCAGGAAACACCCUCUCCCUCCCCAGCCCUCCCUGCCCUCUCCAUCCUCCUCGUCCUCCUCGUCCACCUCCUCGGCCUCCUCCUCCUCCGGCUCCUCCUCUUCUUCCUCCGAGGAUGAGGAUGACGACGAUGAGGAAGACGAGGAGGCAGCGGCGGUGGGGUCGGUGGAGCCGUGUGCAGCGCCGCGGUGUCGGCUGCCUCAGCAGGACACGGUCCAGUGGAUCCAGUGCGACGUGUGCGACGCCUGGUACCACCUGGACUGUCUGCACGUCGACCGCAAGAAGCUCGUGGACCCCAACGAAGACUUCCACUGCGGCUGUCGCUGAUGAUUACAUCAAAUGAAACCCCACAUUUGAAACUGUGAAGUUGCCACACUCUUCUCCUAGGAUGUUUAUUUCCUUCAGUCGUAACAGUUGAAAGCAUCAGUUUUCAUCCAACACACCGCUGCCUCAUCUAACGUCCACUAAGCUGCUUCCUGUCGUCUCUUUUCUGUGACUUUUCCACUCUGUUCUUCCCAUAUUUGAAGACCUAACAGUCAAAGGGCCACUUCCUAAACCUCCGGCUUGCACCAUUUUAGAGCUUUGUAGGAAGAACUGUAAUGAAACGUCUUGGCUUGGAUUUCGUUCUGGCUGGAGGGGUGUGAUCAGGGCAGGAACACGUGAUGAGAAGUCUGCUCCCACCAUGGAGCGAUCCGUGUCCAGGAAGGUUAACGAACCGUGUCCGAUCAGGCCGCCACCGUUGGGGUGAUUAAACGUUCUGAGAUGCCUUCCUGCUGCCUCCUACACAUUUUCACUGACCGGGGCGGACUUUUCGAGGCAGUAACGGACCUUCAGUGAACGUUUUACCUCUGCGAUAAUUAAAUUUGGGUAAAUAUUUGCGUGCGGCCCUCCCAGAUGGUAGCAGUGAAGUUUCAAAACAGUUAAAUGCCAAGAAAUGUGAUGGCAGACUCGUGCUGCUGCUGAUGAGAGCCGCUCUCCUGAUGAUAAUCAGAUGUUUCCAGGCACUUCUGCAGGAGCAGCUGCUGGGUAUUUUUUGGGAGGAAAGUGUCUGAUGGGACUGUUUUCUCCUAUAAAGUGCAGGCUGACAGCUCGACUCAUUACCAGGGAAAUGACAUGAAACAUCGCCUGCUGAUGUAACGGGAAAAACAGGUUUAUGAAACGACGUGGCGCCACAGAAUCUUCCUGCUUCACCUUUAAAAUGACUCUUUACACUACUGAACUAUGGGUUGAAAAAGCAGCCAGACCAGAACAGUUCACAUAUCUGCACUCAGGUGCUGCUUGAGUUUGGAAUCAAAGCAAAUUCUCCUCUAAAGCACCUUUUUCUUUGAACAUUUAAUUCCAAAUUUCUGCUCAGUAUAGCUCACCAGGACAACAAUAGUCAAAACAAUCUCUUUAUUUUUGUUAAACCUGCGCCACUUUUCUCAGCUCUGCCUCUCAUCAGUUCACAUAAUAGCGGUGCUAAAAAGAAAAGUACAGUUCUUCUGUGCAGGGGUUUGUUCAUACCACUGUGGCAGAUCUGUAUGCUUUAAGUGUGUUAACAGUGGGAGAAAAACGUGAUUCUUGAGCAAUAAAAUAAUGAAAAAAAUGUAAAAAAAUCUAAUUUUAGCUUGUUUGUGACUAGUGUGGACUACGACAUUGAAGAAUUAAGAUUAAUGAAUGCUUCGAGUGCAGUCAGAUUAGAUUUUAUGUCAUUUCAGCUUCACUGAGGCUCGACUUGUUAAACAGCCGCUACGUAAAAGUCUGAAAGUUCAGAUUAGAUCAACAUCAGAUCGCUGGUUUUUCACAUCAGUUGAUUGAUUCAAAAAUAACUUAAAAAAAUGGCACUAACCAGCCUCCAGUUUCACUUAAAAUAAUUUGGGUGUAUUGUUUGUUUCUGCAUUUAACAUUAUUCACAUAUCACUCUCCUGCACUUCUGUAAAUAUUAACACAAUGACCUCAUACCCGUUUGAUUCUGUUUUGCAGUCGUUGCUCAGAUUUACACGGAAAAAGUCGGGUUUUCUUUGUGGAUCUUCCGUACUUUGGGUCUGAGCGACUUAAAAGAUGGAAUUUGUUGCAGUUUCUUCCUCCUGUAUAUUUGCUUGUUUUGCGUUUUUCUAAUCGCCUCGUAGUCACCAAAUUAGAGCUGCACCUAACGACGCGUCGACGAGUCGUCUGAGCACGAUACGUCAUCAAAAGCG
Molecule: messenger RNA, 4565 nt
Organism: Acanthochromis polyacanthus (spiny chromis)
Lineage: Eukaryota; Metazoa; Chordata; Actinopteri; Pomacentridae
Gene: tcf19l
Product: transcription factor 19 (SC1), like
Exons: 6
Coding region: 1030-2715 (561 amino acids)
Biological process (GO): regulation of gene expression
Cellular component (GO): nucleus
Molecular function (GO): protein binding
Source: RefSeq, a predicted model, not a curated record